GUAGUGAUGUCAUAUCCGUUGUCCAGGUCUCUACACCUUUCCCAGCAGUUACCCCUUUCUCUUUUUCUUGGGUCAAAACUUUUGAGGUGGGCUGGCUUAAAAGCAGAGGGGAAGUAAGUGCAAUAUUAGGUGCGCUGGUUGGAGCAGCUUCAGCACCUCGGUCAGCGCCCACUGCAGCCCAACCCACCCUCUCUUCAGCUCCCAGACUCCCAGCUCUGAGAAUGCCUGCGGAAUGAUCGCCCCCCAGGGCGGCUACUGCUGCCGCCGCCGCUACUGCUACCGUUUCAGUUAAUGCUGCUGCCACCACCUCAGCCUCCACUCUGCUCUGACUGGCAGGCAGAAAGUGCAACUGACAAGAGAAAGGUCUCUGCAGUGAGAGUGGCAUAAAGGAGAGUAAAGAGGGGCAAAAACCCAGAUCAGAAUGCAGGCGACGUCCAACCUUCUCAACCUCCUGCUGCUUACUUUGCUGGCUGGAUUAGAUCCUUCCAAGACUCAGAUUAGCCCCAAAGAAGGGUGGCAAGUCUACAGUUCAGCCCAAGAUCCUGAUGGGCGAUGCAUUUGCACUGUGGUUGCACCAGAACAGAACCUUUGUUCUCGAGAUGCCAAAAGCCGGCAGCUUCGGCAGCUUCUGGAAAAGGUUCAGAAUAUGUCCCAGUCUAUUGAAGUCUUAAACUUGAGAACACAGAGAGAUUUCCAAUAUGUUUUAAAAAUGGAAACCCAAAUGAAAGGACUGAAGGCCAAGUUUCGACAAAUUGAAGAUGAUCGGAAGACACUAAUGACCAAGCAUUUUCAAGAAUUGAAAGAGAAGAUGGAUGAGCUGCUGCCCUUGAUCCCUGUGCUGGAACAGUACAAAACAGACGCCAAGCUCAUCACCCAGUUCAAGGAGGAGAUUCGGAAUCUGUCAGCUGUGCUCACGGGGAUUCAGGAAGAGAUUGGUGCUUAUGAUUACGAGGAGCUGCAUCAAAGGGUACUUAGCUUGGAAACCAGACUUCGUGACUGCAUGAAAAAGCUAACAUGCGGCAAAUUGAUGAAAAUCACUGGCCCAAUUACAGUCAAGACAUCUGGAACACGGUUUGGUGCUUGGAUGACAGAUCCAUUAGCAUCUGAGAAAAAUAACAGAGUUUGGUACAUGGACAGUUACACUAACAAUAAAAUUGUCCGUGAGUACAAAUCAAUGGCAGACUUUAUCAGUGGAGCUGAAUCGAGGACAUACAACCUCCCUUUCAAAUGGGCUGGCACUAACCAUGUCGUCUACAAUGGCUCACUCUAUUUUAACAAGUAUCAGAGUAACAUCAUCAUCAAGUACAGCUUUGAUCUGGGGAGAGUACUUGCCCAGCGAAGCCUGGAGUAUGCUGGCUUUCACAAUGUCUACCCUUACACGUGGGGUGGCUUCUCUGACAUUGACCUAAUGGCUGAUGAAAUCGGGCUGUGGGCUGUGUACGCGACUAACCAGAAUGCAGGCAAUAUCGUCAUCAGCCAACUUAACCAAGAUACCUUGGAGGUGAUGAAGAGCUGGAGCACUGGUUAUCCCAAGAGAAGUGCAGGAGAGUCUUUCAUGAUCUGCGGGACAUUGUAUGUUACCAACUCCCAUUUAACUGGAGCCAAGGUGUACUAUUCCUAUUCCACCAAAACCUCCACCUAUGAGUAUACAGACAUUCCCUUCCAUAACCAAUACUUUCACAUAUCCAUGCUUGACUACAAUGCAAGAGAUAGAGCUCUUUAUGCCUGGAACAAUGGCCACCAGGUCCUGUUCAAUGUCACCCUGUUCCACAUCAUUAAGACUGAGGAUGAUACAUAAGCGAGUAUUUUUUUUUAUUCUUCAUUGAUAGAAACAGUGUCAUUUGUGAUAAUCUCUUUAUAACCCCAUCUGGGUUUUUUUCUUUAACUUUGUCAUCAUUUCUCCAAAGCAUAUUUAUUGUAAAGUUUGUGUUUCAAAAAAAACAAAACAAAACAGCUGAACUUGUCUAAAGUAGCCUGGUGGAAACACAUCUUAACUUAUAAAUUUACAAGGCCUACCGUGUCCUUGUCAUGAAAAGCACUAAACAAAGUUUAAGUGGCUAAGUCAUAGAUUUGCAAAAGAUUAAUGUUCUGCCUUAUAUUAGAGUCAGAGACUAAUGGUGGCUUAAAUGCAUGAAUGUCUUUUUCUUGGUAUUCUGUCAUUUUUUAAAUAUAUUUUGCUCCACAUCAGAAAAUGUUUUAGUGGGACUUAGAAAAAGAAUACUUUCAUUAAUUUAAGAAAUAUUUGAUGAUGUUAUUUAUUUAGAAAAACAAUGUUAAUCAUUUUACUGUUAUACAAUUCUCUGAUGCGGUGCUGUACAGUCAUUUUUAAAAUCUCUUGCUAACAUUUUCUUGGCAAUAUGUAUUUCUACCAUUGUAACCACCAUUGUGCAAUUGUAUCUCUUCACUUCUGUGAAAGUAAUAUUUUUUUAUAAAAUACACUGAAGUUUAAUCUCAGUAAUUAUUAUGGGUCAAUUUUCAAGUGUUGUCAAGAAGAGAGAAUCUUCUCAGCUUACCCCUUUACACAAGUGACGUAAACUAAUGAGAAAUUCAAGCUAUCUUCCUUUGAGUCCUCUAAGUUUAUUGGACAGCUGACAUUAAACAGUAAAUUUAUCAAGAUGACUAAGUUACUCUAUUCA
Messenger RNA from Elephantulus edwardii (Cape elephant shrew), 2636 nucleotides. It is a transcript of the gene OLFM3, whose product is annotated as olfactomedin 3. The record is from RefSeq and is a predicted model, not a curated record. The coding region runs from base 422 to 1798 and encodes 458 amino acids. The transcript is spliced from 6 exons. Gene Ontology annotation, biological process: signal transduction. NCBI's taxonomy places the organism in Eukaryota, Metazoa, Chordata, Mammalia, Macroscelidea, Macroscelididae.